This is a messenger RNA of Amoebophrya sp. A25, 1539 nucleotides long. The record is from the annotation of a GenBank genome assembly. Lineage: Eukaryota; Dinophyceae; Syndiniales; Amoebophryaceae.
CGUUUACUAUUUUUUCAUUCAUCACAGAGAGUAGAUGUAGACGUUGCUUGAAACAUCUAUUCUCUAGCUCUGGUAGAGGGCUGGCAACUACUUUAGUUCAUGAUUUCUCGAGAGAUUCAAGACCGCAACAAGCAGAAGCUGGGAAUCCGGGUCCCUUCCCGGUGUAACUACAGCGGCACCUCCCGAGAAGAAAAGCUUACCACUGGGCUCUUUGUUGCUCUCUGCCGCCACGACAGCGGGGCGAACAUCAUCUUUAGGCAGUCUUGUAUUAUGGCAUAUACUCUUCAUAUGGAAGUCGCAUACUCGAAAUCUUAUGAAAUAUAGGAGCAACAAAAAAAAACUACGCACUAACAAGGCAUCGGAGCAGAUUAUUAUCUAGGCUACUCGGUUAUUUCAAUUUAUCGAUGAGUAAGUCCGUCAUACACGUUGAAGACUCUACUUCUAAUAAAAUGCAACCACGAGUUUGUUUUUCAACAGGUGCAUAAACUUACUAUGUAUACUAGAUUGUCGAUUGUACCGCAUGAAUAGAUAGAUACAGUGGACGUCGUACUUGCCGAGUUGAAGUCUACAUGUAUGGUCCGAGUGCAUGUACGGCACAACUACAACUAGGACAUCUCAACUUGGAUCAUAUCUAAUUCAUCUUGGACGAUGGGCUCUCCAUUGCGCAGCAGCUUCAGCGGGUGUUUGUGGGAUCUUGCUAGGAGCCGCUUAUUUUCGCGACGUUCAUGAGGAUGAGGAUUAUGAUGUGGCUUUGGCUAUUGAAGAUAUUCAUAGAAGAAGAUUAGGAUCUUCUGUUGGAUGGAAAGCGGAUCACUCGAUGAUACAUUUACAUCCGAUAUCUUCGGUUAGGAACAUCAAUCAUAUCAAUCAACGCCGUUAUACUCGGUAGAAGAGAGCCUUAUCUUUAUCACAAGGUAGGCCAUAGGGCGCCUCCUUUGGCUCCAAGACGUAGCGUAACAAGUUUCCUGACUAUUUUGAGGCCGCUACUUUCAAACCUCACGUCUAAGGAGUAGAAUAAUUUAUACUAUCUUCGAUAGAGAAGUGUACAGAUACUGUCUGAUCAUUUUUCGAAGAAUUAUGGCAUGGUGAGAUGAAUGACUCAUAUUUAUACAUAUUCUAAAAUUUCGUGGAGCAUUUCGCUUCUACCGGAAUACAACGACCGAGUUCCAGUGACGCAGGAUGGAGACUGUUGAACGGAAAGCUUGAACUUUUUCUAGAAGAUAUAGCAAGCCAAAAUUGAUUCAUUCUGAGCACAAUUCUGAGCAUGAGCAGCAACUUCCGUAGGCUAACCUAAAGACUACAUCCCACAUGACUAUAAAGGAACAAAAGCCAUUUCAUGUGCAUUUUCAACCAAUAUAUUGGUGGAUUGCAGGAGUAGAUCUAGAUGGUUAUGGAAGCUCCCGCUGCCUGUGUAGUAAGAUGACAACAAGCCCAAGAUAAAAAGUUUGUGUUCAUCUGCAGACGUGAUUUAUGUCUGCGAGAUUUAUGAUAUUGGGUUGGAGGCUUAGCCUUGACAAAAAAAUUACAGUCAGACUCAAG